AUGCGGAAGGAGGAGGUGGAGGAAGAGGAGGAAGGGGAGGAGAGCGAGGGGAGAAGAGAAAUACACGACAUACCGCAAUGCAUCCGCCCACGGCCUUCGACGUCCAGUGAGGGCUCAUGCAACCCAGGGCCUACCCAGCCGACCAACAUAAAGCCUACAUUAAACGAAUCAAUGCAACCACACCUGGAGCCAGAAGCACCAUGCUACAGUACCCGUGCAGAGCAAGAGGAGGUGGAGGAGCAGGAGGAGGAGGAGGAGGGAGUGACAAGAAUCACCCGGGCCGAGCCCGCGAGGGCUGGCGCUCAGUGA
Prorocentrum cordatum is the source of this 309-nucleotide messenger RNA. The record is from the annotation of a GenBank genome assembly. Lineage: Eukaryota; Dinophyceae; Prorocentrales; Prorocentraceae.